UCCUUCCCCCUCGGCCUGGUUCCCGGCCGGGGCCGAAAUCGAUCUAGUGAGUCCCUCGCGGGCGAACCAGGCCACAACAGAUAGUAGGCGGGUGGUGUCCCAAGGUGCAACUCACCGCCGCGCUGGCUCAGCGUGGCGGUGAGGAUGCACAGACGGUGGUAGUGGCGAGAGGUGUGUAUGGACACUGUUCCCGCGGCAGUAAUGCAAAGCGGCAAACUGCACCUGGCAACCACCGUCGCGGAAAGCGUGGCCCACGAAGCUGGAGGAGUAGAGAGAUUCGUAAACACCACGUCAGUAAGCACCGCUCGCGGGAGAAGGGAGACAACCGCGGGCACCGCGGGAAGGAAGUGCUGCACCCUCCGCGCCAAAACACCACAGGCAAGAACCGAGCUCUGCAGAGAUGGAUUGAUGCAAGGAAACUCGCCGCUCGGAAAAUACGGAAGAAAGCACACACGCAACGCGAGGCGGACCGAGAGAGACACGAGACCGCAGCGGCCGUCAAGGCGGCUGCGAAGAAGAAUGCACGAGAGGGCGACCUAUCGUUCGGCACGUUCAACGUACGCACGCUCGCCUACAGCGGACUUCAGGAGACCCGACGAGCGGGGCAAGGUUCAAUUGCACACGACGGCGAUUAAGGAAGCCAUGUGGGAGAGUGUGGGCGAGGAAGGUAGGACGGUGGAGUGCAUUAGCCCGAGGCUGAUGAAGGUGCGUCUACAAAUUGGCCGCACCUGCGGAGUAACUUUCGUGGUGGGGUACGCCCCCACGGAAACUGUCCGCACCACCGCGUGCGGAGACGUUAACGCCAAGGACUCCUUCUGGACUGCUCUCGACGCAGCGAUCCGGGAGGUUCACAGCCGUGACCAUCUCGUGGUGCUAAUGGACGCCAACGCACGUACUGGUAGGAGGCGAGACGGGUGCUGCGAUGCCAAGAUUAUGGGCGCGUACGGACGCGACAUUAUGAACAACAACGGGGAACGACUCCUUGGACUGGCGUCAGACAACCAACUCUCCCUGACCAACACCUACUUCCGGACACCGAAAGGUGGAGUGCAGCACACAUUCCAGAGCUCCAACAAGGGAAAGGAGAAGUACCGCCUCGACUUCAUCCUCAUGCGUCAGGCGGACCGGCGUUUCGUGCGCAAUGUCUCCGUCAAACGUGUCGACUUCAAAGACUCUGACCACAACCUCGUGCUUACGACUGUCCGCCUCCCCCCCCGUGUCGCACCCAACCGACGAGUGCGGGGGAACAGCGGAAGCAGCCGGAUCCGUAUCGACCUCGAGCGGUUGAGGAAGGACAAACACCUACGGGACGCCUUCCAAAACAGGGCCUCUAGCCGCCCUCCGCCCACGGCGCUCAGGCGGCCAACGGGAGAGACCGCCGCCGAGCUGACGGCUACGGUGAUGUCGGCCGCUGCUGAGACCGCGCCGCUGGCGAGGUGCGCACGAGGGCAGAGAGACUGGUACAAGAGCGAAGCGCAGCACGAGAUCUCCGAAGCGUCCAAGGAGACCAAGGCGACCCAGCAGCAACUGCGUGGGGCCUCAAAGAACAGCGCCUUCGAGGCGACCCUGAAGGCGAUGCUCAAGGCGGCGCGGAAGAAGCGCAGCAUCGCGAGGUGGAGAGCACUGGAAAAGUUCUUCGAGGGCUAUGUACGGCAGCUCGAGAAGAAGAGCCGCGAGGGGGAUCAGGCGGGUUUCUACAGGCACCUGAAGAUGAUCGACGUCGAAGGUAAGAGGUCGUUCACCUCUCAGAACAUCAAGGACGAGGACGGCAAGGUCCUUCGGGACCCCACGUUUAUUCGCCAACGGUGGGCACGGUGGUUCCACAAGCUUCUCAACACCAAGUCGCCGACCAUCGACCUGCAUGCGGCUGACAAGGUCAAGCGGUGGCCCACGUGCGUGCCACUCGACGACAUCCCAUCUCUACUUGAGGUUGAGGAAGCGGUACG
Messenger RNA from Ectocarpus sp. CCAP 1310/34, 1946 nucleotides. Lineage: Eukaryota; Phaeophyceae; Ectocarpales; Ectocarpaceae. The record is from the annotation of a GenBank genome assembly.